CUCACACACAAACAUCAAACACUUCCUGAAGAAGUACGGUACUCAGUUUCUUCCCUCUCAGUAAACCCUAAUUCUCAUCCCCAAAUCCCUCUCCCUCUCCUGAAUUUCACCGAUUUCGAUCUCCCCGUCGCUAUGCAAGCCGACGACGAGCCCUCCGGGAGCGCUACAAUGGUCGAAGACGAGAUCUACGCCAACGGCACCGGCGCCGACGACGGCAAGCUCAAUAGACCCAUUAUUACCGGGGAGCAGCUCGACAUUGAAGCGUAUGCGAGUCUCUAUUCGGGCCGGACCAAGAUCACUCGCCUUAUCUUCAUCGCCGACCACUGCGGUGCCGAGACCAACCAGUCGAUGCAGCUCGAGGCGCUUCGGAUGGCUUACGACGAGAUUAAGAAGGGCGAGAACACUCUGUUGUUCAGGGAAGUCGUGCCCAAGAUCGAUGGUAGGUUGGGGCCGAACUAUGGGAUGGAUGCCGCUUGGUGUGAGAUGGUCGAGAGGAGGGCUGAACAGAGGAAGGAGAAGCUCGAGAAUGAACUCAACGCGUAUAGGACUAAUUUGAUAAAAGAAAGCAUAAGGAUGGGAUACAAUGAUUUUGGAGAUUUUUACUAUGCUCACGGUCAACUUGGCGAUGCAUUUAAAAGUUAUGUUCGUACACGCGAUUAUUGUACUACAUCAAAGCAUAUCAUUCAUAUGUGCAUGAGCGCAAUUCUUGUCAGCAUAGAGAUGGGCCAAUUUACACAUGUCACGAGUUACGUUAGCAAAGCAGAACAGACCCCAGAGGCUCUAGAUGCAAUUACUGGUGCAAAGCUUCGAUGUGCUGCAGGAUUGGCUCACUUGGAAGCAAAGAAGUACAAACUUGCUGCUCGCAAGUUUCUGGAGACAGGUCCUGAAUUAGUAAAUCACUUUAAUGAAGUGAUUGCCCCGCAGGAUGUUGCGACAUAUGGUGGUCUUUGUGCGCUUGCAACUUUUGACCGUACAGAGCUAAAGAAUAAAGUUAUAGACAACGUCAACUUUCGUAAUUUCUUAGAGUUGGUUCCUGUAGUCCGAGAGCUGAUUAAUGAUUUCUACUCAAGCCAUUAUGCAUCAUGUCUGGACUACCUUGGGAAUCUUAAAGCUAACUUAUUGCUUGACAUUCAUUUACAUGACCAUGUUGAGACGCUUUAUGAUCAAAUACGCCACAAGGCUCUCAUCCAAUACACGCUCCCAUUUGUAUCCGUUGAUCUCCAUAUGAUGGCUAAUGCUUUUAAAACAAGUGUUGCUGGUCUUGAGAAAGAGCUCGAGACAUUAAUCACUAAUAACCAAAUCCAGGCAAGAAUUGACUCGCACAAUAAAAUUCUUUAUGCUCGACAUGCGGAUCAGAGGAAUGCGACCUUCCAAAGAGUUCUACAGACGGGGAGCGAGUUUGAUCGCGAAGUUAGAUCGAUGCUACUGAGAGCAAACCUUAUCAAGCACGACUAUAACCAACGAGGAGGAUCUAGGAAAAUUUGAUCUUUUUGAUUCUUGGCUUGUACAGCCAUGUUUUUCUUCUUGAUUGGCUUCCAUUGUUAGCCAUGAUAACGGUUUUCGACGAGGGAGGGGUUGCAUAGAGUCAGACUUGAAAUUAUAAUUGGAAGUUACCAUGUUAGGUGGUUCGUUAAAAGCAAGGAGAUAGAAUUAAUGCCACAAUUAGCCAUACUGCUUGCUGGCUGCUGUUUUUUGGUAAAUACUGAUUUUUCUCAGUUGCAGUUAUUGAUUCUUCCAGUUUUUUUCCUUACAGAUUCCGGGGAACCAUGUUGCAAAUUUGUCUGUGAGUUGAAUAUGCAAAGUAUUGAUACCUCUUUAUUGUUCCUUUUCCUUUUAGAAUAUUGUGUCACGGGUGGAGAUUCAAAUCUACGAGCGUUGUAUCUCUUUAUUGCCCCUUGAAAGGACCCUUGUAGAAACUGAAAAGGGGGAGAAGAUGAGCUAUUUUUGGAA
This is a messenger RNA of Momordica charantia (bitter melon), 1950 nucleotides long. It is a transcript of the gene FUS6, whose product is annotated as COP9 signalosome complex subunit 1. Lineage: Eukaryota; Viridiplantae; Streptophyta; Magnoliopsida; Cucurbitales; Cucurbitaceae. The record is from RefSeq and is a predicted model, not a curated record. Gene Ontology annotation, cellular component: COP9 signalosome.